This is a messenger RNA of Cercospora beticola, 1616 nucleotides long. It is a transcript of the gene TAF6, whose product is annotated as TATA-binding protein-associated factor TAF6. Lineage: Eukaryota; Fungi; Ascomycota; Dothideomycetes; Mycosphaerellales; Mycosphaerellaceae. The record is from RefSeq and is a predicted model, not a curated record. Gene Ontology annotation, cellular component: transcription factor TFIID complex; SLIK (SAGA-like) complex; SAGA complex. Gene Ontology annotation, biological process: RNA polymerase II preinitiation complex assembly; transcription initiation at RNA polymerase II promoter. Gene Ontology annotation, molecular function: RNA polymerase II general transcription initiation factor activity; protein heterodimerization activity; transcription coactivator activity.
CGACCUGCCGACUUGUCCUCGAUCUUUGCGCGCCCGCAGAAACAUCCAUUGGGUAACAUUGCCGAGCGCAACACCUACUGGCCGCGAAGUCACGACACCAAGCGCGCAAGGCGCAACAGCAGAUGGGAAGAUGGCAUCUGUCUGGAACCCAGAAAAUGUCACCGACGUGGCCGAGUCGGUGGGCAUUGCGUCGCUGCAUCGCGAUGUCGCAGAACACUUAGCGCGAGAUGUGGAAUAUCGCAUGAGCCAGGUGUUGGAAGAGGCGUUGAAGUUCAUGCGACAUGCGAAACGGACCACCCUCACCACUCAGGACAUCUCACAUGCGCUACGAGUGCUCGACGUCGAGCCGCUAUACGGAUACGAAUCCACGCGACCGCUGCGUUUCGGUGAGGCCUCGAUAGGACCUGGCCAGCCACUCUUCUACGUGGAAGAUGAGGAAGUCGAUUUCGAAAAGCUGAUCAAUGCUCCACUGCCAAAAGUGCCGCGCGAGAUCAGCUUUACAGGCCACUGGUUAGCUGUGGAAGGCGUGCAGCCUAGUAUACCGCAGAACCCGACACAAGCAGAUCAGCGAGGGCAAGAGUUGGCAGGAAAAGGGCAGAACGCCAACACAUUGGCUGCGCUCAGCGGCAAUGACAACGUUGCGGUCAAGCCACUCGUCAAGCAUGUGCUGUCGAAGGAGCUCCAAUUGUACUUCGAGCGCAUAUGUGCCGCCAUUCUGGACGAGGAGAAUGUUGAAUAUCAAGCAGCAGCUCUCGCUUCACUCAGAUCCGAUCCCGGCCUGCAUCAGCUGGUGCCAUACUUCAUACAAUUUGUGGCGGACAAGGUCACGCACAAUAUGAAGUCGCUAUUCAUCCUCCUGCAGAGCAUGCGGCUGGUGGAGUCGCUUCUCUCGAAUCCGAGCCUUUAUAUCGCGCCAUAUGUGUCUUCACUGAUACCGUCGAUCCUGACGUGCGUUCUCGGCAAGCACUUGGGCGCCGCAUCAAAAGACCAAAGCGAUGCACAUUUUGUGUUGCGAUCGUUCUCUAGCAGUCUGCUUUCGAAAAUCGCGAAGGACUUUGGCGAUAGCUCCUCCACACUCAAGCCGCGGAUAGCACGAUCCUGCAUGAAACACUUCCUUGACUCUCACAAGCCUUUUGGCACACACUACGGCGCCAUCAAUGCCUUGAGAGACAUAGCCGGGCCAGCGGGCGUGAGACAGCUGAUCUUGCCUCACCUGAAGGCAUACGACGUACACUUACAGGAAGGACUCAAAGACGAUGCAAAGCGACCGCACGCGGAGAAGGUCGUGGAAGCCAUUGUCGGAGCACUCGAGACUCUAGAGCAGGAUGCUGUUGGGCAUGGUAAUCAGACCAAUGGGCAUCCUGAGGGCGCUGCGCUAAAGGAGCGACUGAAUGAGCUCCUCGGCGAGGCUGUCGCGCAGGCAGUGUUGGCUAAGGAGCGGCCAUCACUGAUUAAUGCUGUGCUCGAGAAGGAAGUUGAACUCUGAAGCAUUUCGAAUACUACAUUGUGAUGAGAAGAUGCUCUUGUAUAUGGGUCAUGACAAUUAGCGCGGCGUUGGGGCACGGUACGCAGCUGUAGCAGUUCGCAUGCGCAUGCAGAGAGUGUGCUGCAAAGAU